Prorocentrum cordatum is the source of this 726-nucleotide messenger RNA. The record is from the annotation of a GenBank genome assembly. Lineage: Eukaryota; Dinophyceae; Prorocentrales; Prorocentraceae.
GCCCAGGCGGCGACAGCGAAGACAGACGUUAGGACGGCGGCGCAGAACUACGCGGCCGGCCAUCAGGAGGAGGCCGAGGAAGAGGAGGCACAGGAGACCCCGCAACCGGCUGGCGCGAAACACAGACGCCUGACGCUCGGAGGCACCUUCGCCGGGGCGGCCGCCCCGGCAGCCAGUGCCCCGAUGGGGGAGGGAGAGGCCGACGGCGAUGUGAGCACGCUGGGCCGCCUGCAGACCUCCGCGGCGAACGCGCAGAAAUUGGGGCGGAAGUUGGGCGCCCCGCUCAGCAAUAACAUUGUUGCGUGGAAGGGCCGGGCCACGAGCAUGAAGGAGCUCUCCGAGGGCAUGGGCAAAUUGGUCCGCUCGUGUUCGCGCGACGGAGGAACCAACGAGCUAAUGGGCAAGGAGACCUUGGACCAUAUCAAGUCGAAGAUCGAGGCGGAAGGCAUGACGCACAAGGCGUCUGCGAUCAUGGCCGGCGGCCCGCUCCGGAAGGAACCUUUGCGCACGUGGUGGCCGAUGUCGGUCGCCGCGCCGGGCUGGUCGACGCACUGCAAAGACGAGGUGCCCCUCUUGUUGGCCGAGCGCGACUUCACGGAGCUGAUCACCUCCAUCGCACUGGACAAGGACACCCUCAACAAGAUCCGCCGCGACGUGGAAGAGGGCGCCGAGAUGGUCAUGGAGAAGGCCAAGGGCGCCGGCAUCAUGGAGCCGCGCCGCGGCUAG